AUGGAAGAAAAUACUUUCUUUUAUUUGUAUUUGUUAGCGGAUGCCCUGGAUGCUUGUACUGGAAAAUACUGUGGUAGAACUGUAUUAGAAAACGGCCAGUUAACGGCAUGUGGACCUUGCCUUUGCGGAUUCCGACCCAAUGCCUCGGGUAUUUGCCAACCUUGUGCUCUUCCCUUAAUCGUCUAUGACUGGCUCUUCUUACUAUUUAUGAGUUCCUUUUCCUUGGUGUUGCACUUUUUUUUUAUCGAUCAUUACGUUCGUACUGAUAGCAAACGGCUCACAAUAUGGCAUGGAUCUGCGAUCUUUGAAGCGAUCGUAUCUGCAAUAAUAUCCAUUCUAACAUCUCGACCUAUAGGCGAGUUUUACACUGCUAAUGUAAUUAAAGGAUGA
Trichoplax adhaerens is the source of this 390-nucleotide messenger RNA. RefSeq lists its product as uncharacterized. Lineage: Eukaryota; Metazoa; Placozoa; Uniplacotomia; Trichoplacea; Trichoplacidae. The record is from RefSeq and is a predicted model, not a curated record. Gene Ontology annotation, cellular component: membrane. Gene Ontology annotation, biological process: response to unfolded protein. Gene Ontology annotation, molecular function: ubiquitin protein ligase binding. The transcript has 4 exons. Bases 1 to 390 code for a protein of 129 amino acids.